CGAACACGAGCGCGAGCGAUUCCCACGCGACGACCGAUCGAUUAGCCGAGAAGAAGAGAAGCGGCGGCGGAGCUCGACCGAGCAGAGAAAGAUUGCCGCCAUGGGGCUGGACUACUACAAGAUACUGGGGGUGGACAAGGGGGCCAGCGACGACGACCUCAAGAAGGCCUACCGCAAGCUCGCCAUGAAGUGGCACCCCGACAAGAACCCCACCAACAAGAAGGAGGCCGAGAACAAGUUCAAGCAGAUCUCCGAGGCCUACGAGGUGCUGAGCGACCCGCAGAAGCGCGCCGUGUACGACCAGUACGGCGAGGAGGGGCUCAAGGGGCAGGUGCCGCCGCCGGGGGCCGGCGGCGCGGGCAUGCCCGGAGGCGCGACGUUCUUCUCCACCGGCGGCGGCGACGGGCCCACGACGUUCCGGUUCAACCCGCGCAACGCGGAGGACAUCUUCGCGGAGUUCUUCGGCUCGUCCAGCCCCUUCGGCGGCAUGGGCGGCGGCGGCGGCGGCAUGGGGGGGAUGCCCGGCAUGCGCUCGGGCGGCAUACGGUUCUCGCCGUCGAUGUUCGGCGGCGGUGAGGAUGCCUUCGGCUCCGCGUUCGGGGGCGACGGCCACGUGCACCCCGGGAUGUUCGGCGGCGGCGGGAGGGCGGUCAAGGCGGCGCCCAUCGAGCGGAAGCUGCCCUGCUCCCUGGAGGAGCUCUACAAGGGCACCACCAAGAAGAUGAAGAUUUCCAGGGAAAUUGCUGAUGCCAGUGGGAAAACAAUACCAGUGGAGGAGAUCCUGACGAUCGACGUGAAGCCGGGGUGGAAGAAGGGCACCAAGAUCACCUUUCCGGAGAAGGGCAACGAGAAGCCCAACACCAUCGCGUCGGACCUGGUGUUCAUCAUCGACGAGAAGCCGCACCCGGUGUACACCCGAGACGGCAACGACCUGGUGGCGACGCAGAAGAUCCCCCUCGCCGACGCCCUGACGGGGCACACGGUGCAGCUGACGACGCUGGACGGGCGCAGCCUCACUGUGCCGAUCAGCUCUGUGAUCUACCCAGGGUACGAGGAGGUGGUCCGGGGCGAGGGCAUGCCGCUGCCCAAGGAGCCGUCGAAGAAGGGCAACCUGAGGGUGAAGUUCGAUAUCAAGUUCCCGGCGAGGCUCACUCCUGACCAGAAGUCCGGCGUCAAGAGGCUUCUGGGGCAGUAGGGAAGUUCGCAGAUAGGUUGUCCUCUCGGUGUGUGUUGGAAUUGAACAGGAGAUGUGAGAGAUGCUUCUGCAGGUAGCAUCGGCAACGAGCGAGUUCGACCUGCAUUUGAACUGGGACUUGAAGUGCAUACGUAACUCGAAAUUUUCUUGUGAAAUCCUGUAGAUUAAAAGUUGAAACGCUGAUUCGUAUCUCCUGGUAGGAGCAUUUUUUUUUGUAAGCAGCGCGUGUAUUAGGCAGGGGUAGUAAUAAGGCUUUGAUUUUGAGAA
Molecule: messenger RNA, 1462 nt
Organism: Lolium rigidum
Lineage: Eukaryota; Viridiplantae; Streptophyta; Magnoliopsida; Poales; Poaceae
Product: dnaJ homolog subfamily B member 4-like
Exons: 3
Coding region: 101-1195 (364 amino acids)
Cellular component (GO): cytosol
Molecular function (GO): protein-folding chaperone binding
Source: RefSeq, a predicted model, not a curated record